GUGCAGCCGCGCUGUACGCCGCUACCAGAGAGGGCAGCACUGGCAAGAUUACGCGCAAGGUGGGCUCGACCUUCCUCACCGUCUCCGACCGCGCCGUGGACGUAGGUCUGCUGGCUGCGGAAGCAGGAGCGCAGAGGGUCGGCGUCGCGGUCGAGAGGGGCUGCCAGAAGCUCUCGAAGGACAUGGACCUCGCGGCGAUGCCCGCUCCUGUCCGCCGAGGUGUGCGCGCCGUUCUCGACAGUCAGACGCAGCCGGUGCGGAACCCGAAGGUCAGCUCGAAGGAGGCGACUAACUAUCGGGAAAAGUACCCCGACAAGGUCCCAGUCAUCUGCGAGAGGUCGCCGUACUCGACAGGGAUCCCGGAGCUCACGAAGAAAAAGUUUAUAGUGCCGGGCAGCAUGCUCUGCGGCGAAUUCAAAUACAUGAUUCACAAGAAACUGUCCCAGGCCGACGGGGGUAACGGCCUCAUUGGACGGAGAGGGUCCGAGCAGACCAUUUACAUUUUUCUCAACGGCCUUGCCCCGAAGACGAGUGCGCCGCUGUCCGAGCUCUACGACAAGUUUCGGGCAGACGACGGGUUCUUGUACAUAAAGUACGGGGCCGAGAACACGCUGGGCUGA
Prorocentrum cordatum is the source of this 620-nucleotide messenger RNA. Lineage: Eukaryota; Dinophyceae; Prorocentrales; Prorocentraceae. The record is from the annotation of a GenBank genome assembly.